Molecule: messenger RNA, 528 nt
Organism: Trichoderma atroviride IMI 206040
Lineage: Eukaryota; Fungi; Ascomycota; Sordariomycetes; Hypocreales; Hypocreaceae
Molecular function (GO): carbonate dehydratase activity; zinc ion binding
Source: RefSeq, a predicted model, not a curated record
AUGACCACUUGGGAUCAAUUGCUGGAACGAAACCGAGUAUACUCGGAGACAGCACAUGUUCCCAGGCCUGAUCUCCGAGAUGUCAAGCCAUCACCGAUUAUCAUUUUUUGCUGCAUUGAUCUCCGUGUACCAAUUCAAGAGUUCCUCCAGAUAUCCCCAGAAGAGGCUUUUGUGAUUAAAAACUGCGGUGGGCGGGUCAAACCGAAUCUAAACGACUUAAUCUUCAUGGAGGCGACCCAAGAAGGAGCAUUACAAAAUAUUAUUGUCAUUCAUCAUACAGACUGCGGUUUUACGUAUCAUACAGACAACAACCUUAGGCAAAAGUUAAGACUCAAGUAUCCGAAUCUCGAUGAUGAGGUCGAUUCACUGUCUUGGGAUACAUUCGGUUCUAGUGAUAGAUUGGAAGAAAGCGUCCGAGAGGAUUUACGCCUUCUGAAAGAGCAGAAAUUUAUUCGACAAGACCUUAGAGACAACGUCAAGGGCUAUGUUUAUGAUAUAAAAAAUGGCAAACUGAAAGAAGUUGUGUGA